This is a messenger RNA of Nipponia nippon (crested ibis), 1479 nucleotides long. NCBI's taxonomy places the organism in Eukaryota, Metazoa, Chordata, Aves, Pelecaniformes, Threskiornithidae. The record is from RefSeq and is a predicted model, not a curated record.
AUGCGGCUGCUGUCGCUGCUCCUGCUCCUGGGCCUCUGCUGCCUCUGGGCCCGGCUGGUGUCCACAGUCGUCGUCAUCAUCGUCAUCAUCAUCAUCAUCAUCACCAUCGUCAUCGCCAUCACCAUCACCAUCUUCAUCACCAUUGUCAUUGCCAUCACCAUGCUCAUUUUUAUCAUCAUCAUCGUCGUCGUCGUCGUCAUCGUCGUCGUCACUGUCAUCAUCCUCCACACUGUCACCCUGCUUUUCCCGGUGGGAUCUCAGGCCUCUGCCUGCCUGCUGCUGCCUGCAUGGCCAGGGCCACACAGACCCCCGGGGCCAUGCCAGCGCUUCCCAGCGCACGGCAGCGUUGUGGUGGGGCCGGUGCCCGAGGGGCCCUCGCCGCCAGCAGCAGCAGGGCGCGAAGCGCCCGCCGUGGGAGCUGCAGCAUGCCUGCCCGCCCAGGCACUCCUGGGCGUCUCUGCACCGGGGCCAGCACCUGCCCGUGGCCCCGGCUGCAUGGGGCAGCUGGUCAGGCGCUCCCCCGCUCGCACGCGGAGCGCGAGGGCAGCGAAGCGGGAGCGGCUGCUCAGCGUGCGCCCGUUCCGCACCCUCCGCCGCGCCGGCCACUCCGAAGGCGAGACGCUGAGCGGCCUCGACAUCGUGUGCGCUGGGAAAUGCCGCAGCUUCACCGACCCGGCCGUGUCCAUGGACCUGCUGCGGGCUGUCCUGCAGCCCAGCAUCAACGAGGAAAUCCGGGGCGUCUUCAACAAGUACAUGAAGUUUUUCCAGAAAGCAGCGAUGAACGUGCGUGAUAAUGUCGGGGAGGAGGUGGACCCCGAGCAGCUCAUCCAGGAGACCUGUCGGAGCUGCCUGGAGCAGGCCAAACUGCUGUUCUCUGACGGCAAAAAGGUUGUUCCCAGGUUGCCUCAUGAGCAGGCAGCACCAAAGCGUGCCCGACAGAUGGAUGAGGAGCUGAAUCGUCGAGGGAGCCCUGUUCCCAAAAAGAGAAAGGGGCGGCCUCCAGGACAGAGCCUGUUGAAUGAUCGCGGGGUCUCGGGCAUGGCUGCGUGGAAGCUGAAAGUCUCUGAGCCCGUGAGAAGGGAUGGACCAAAGUGGGAUCCAUCCCGACUGACUGAAACCACAACCUUUGUGCUGGGAUCUCGAGCAAACAAAGCUCUCGGGAUGGGAGGAACAAGAGGGCGACUCUACAUCAAGCAUCCCCACCUCUUUAAGUACGCAGCCGACCCGCAAGAUAAGCACUGGCUGGCAGAGCAGCAGCACAUGAGGGCCACUGGGGGCAAGAUGGCCUACCUCCUCAUCGAAGAGGACAUUCGGGAUUUGGCUGCCAGCGACGAUUACAGGGACUCCGUCGACCUGCGGCUGGAGGAGCUGAAGCCCUUCGUCCCGCCGGCCUGGAUGACAGAGAAGAUGCAGAAGCACAUGGAGACGCUUCGCCGCGGGGGGGACGCGCCGCCCGCCGAGGGCCCCCCCGAGCCCUGA